GAGCCGGCAUACGGGCCCGGUUCGGCCUGCCACUGCCCGGGAAAUAAAUGCAACAAUUUUCUUAGCCCGUCAGUAUUUCAAGGUUUUUAGGCGCACUUUACCUUCCUCGAUACUUAUCGACGCCCAAUUUCUCUCACACAAACGAGAAUAUGUUGUUCUUCUCAUACUUCAAGGAUUUGGUGGGACGAGAAGUGACAGUGGAACUAAAGAACGAUUUAGCCCUACGGGGAACCCUUCAUUCGGUGGAUCAGUACCUCAACAUUAAGCUCGAAAACACUAGGGUUGUUGAUCAAGAUAAGUACCCCCACAUGCUUUCUGUGAGGAACUGCUUCAUCAGAGGAUCAGUGGUGAGGUACGUCCAACUGCCACCAGACGGAGUUGACGUGGAACUGCUUCAUGAUGCCACAAGAAGAGAAGCUCGGGGUGGUUAAUUUCAAUUGCCCAUUCAGUUGUCACAAAAAUGUCCUUUGGAUUGAUUUAUCUGUAGUGGAUUUGUCCUCUGGAAAAAUUUGAAACUUUUUACUCUUUGUUACUAAGAAAUGUUCCGAUUUCUACAUAAUAGUGUGACAGCCAAGAGGACACUCGUGUUUUUAAUUUGAGAUAUGGUGCUCGACUUGCAAGAACUAUUAGCGAAGUAAAACAAGUUCAAUUGAACAAAUGAUGGGUAUGUCAUUGAGAUUGACUUUGCCUCAA
Messenger RNA from Olea europaea var. sylvestris, 693 nucleotides. RefSeq names its product sm-like protein LSM2. The record is from RefSeq and is a predicted model, not a curated record. Gene Ontology annotation, biological process: mRNA splicing, via spliceosome. The coding region runs from base 150 to 431 and encodes 93 amino acids. Gene Ontology annotation, cellular component: U4/U6 x U5 tri-snRNP complex; U6 snRNP; catalytic step 2 spliceosome. The transcript is spliced from 3 exons. Gene Ontology annotation, molecular function: RNA binding. NCBI's taxonomy places the organism in Eukaryota, Viridiplantae, Streptophyta, Magnoliopsida, Lamiales, Oleaceae.